AUGACCACGUCGCCAGAUUUUUUAUAUAAAGAGAUCAAGGCCCUCAAGACGCGCCCGGACGGAAGAGAUGGCGGAUUCGUCCCGGACCACAGCCUGAAAGACCUGUUUCGGAAACUGGGUGCACAUUUGAGGAACUUGGAAACUUUGCGUGGCACGCAUCACAUCGAUGAGAUUAUCCCCUUUAUCUGCAACCAGGCGCCCAAGGCCUUUGCAACGCUCGUGUUUUCAGGACAUGUGCACCUCAUUGUCUGCCUGUUUGACAAUGGGAUCGAUGACACGUUGCUGCCGGUGACGACAAACACUGCCGGAGACCUGCGCUCGUUCCCGGCCGAGGCGAGAGUGGAACUGGCCGAGAUGGCUGUCAUGCUCGCGAACGAAGAGGUUUCGAGAAUCAAAGACGUGGACAUCAAAACAAUAAAAAUGAAGGAGGAUGCCCGCGCCCAGGCUAUCGCGGCCUCCGAGCUCGCGGCCUCGGCCAGGGAAGACGCCAUCGUUGCCGCCGAUAAGAUUGCCGCCGCCUUCGAACGCUGGCCUCCCAUGACGCUCGACCACUUUCACGAAAUACACCAGUGGCCCUUCUUCGCACCCGUUUUCGACGGAGCUCAGUUCUACAACAUGUUCGCCGAAAAGGCCAGGAUGCCCUUCUGGCCGACCGACCAAAGUGUCAAACACGGCCCCUUUAGCUCGGUAGAGAAGUGGCAGGUCCCCCGUGUGCACCUCCCACGCGACAUGGUGCUGCCCAGCGACAAUAGUGUGCACCCCUAUGUGGCAGUCAAGGUACUGAAGCGCGACCAGUUCACAAGCCCGGGAGACUUUGAGCAGGCUGUUCGGCUCGAGGCCAAGGUACUCAAUGUGAUGAGCUCGCUAAAACACCGCCACCUCAUCAGGACGAUUGCCUGUUACCGCAAGGGUCCAGUCGAGUGCUUCGUGUUCCCCUGGGCGGACCAUGGUAAUCUCCGCGACUACUGGAAGGAUAGCAAGCUAGUGGCUAACCAGAGGCUGGCGGCCGACUACCUGUGGUGGGUCUUCCUCCAGCUGCGCGGCCUUGCCGAAGCCAUUACGCAGCUGCACGGCAGGAUCAUCCGGCACGGCGACUUGAAGCCUGAGAACAUUCUCUGCUUCCGCAACAACGCCAAAAACCAGCCCGAUGACAUCUGCAGGCUGGUCAUCGCCGACGCGGGGCUCGCCAAGGUCAACUACCAGAUCACGCAGCUGCGCACCAAGGCGAGCCUCGGGCCCAAGGGCGGCACGCUGAUGUACGAGCCGCCCGAGGCCGAGGUUGGGAGUGGAGCGCCCGUGUCGCGCCGCUACGACGUCUGGUCCAUGGGCUGCAUAUGCCUCGAGUUCCUCAUCUGGCUUAUCAGUGGUAAUGAGGGCCUAACACAGCUCGUGGAGGACUUGAAUCAGGUCGGCAGAUUCUACGAGCCGCACUGGUCCAAAAGCGAAAGGCGCACCACGGGCGCUGGGCGCCAGAAAGAAGUCGACAACAGAAUCCAAUGGCUGCGCGAACAUCCCCUCUGCAAGGGAGAGAAAAAUCCGCUCGGCCGUCUAGUCGAGCUCAUCGACAAGAAGUUGUUGGUCCACAGCCUCGGCAAACCCAUUUCUCUCCCGCAUCUCUCCCCAUCCACCCUCCAGCUCAACGGCGACUUCACUCCUGACGGCUACACAACCUUCGCACCCCCCAGACGCAGGGAGACGGGCGGCUUGGAUGUCUUCGAAUUGCCCCCGGGUAGCCGCGUCAAAAGCGAUACGAUGCUCGCCGAGUUCGAUGCAAUCCUUACCGACAAGGCCUCGUUCCGGCUGCCCAGUGCUACCAUGAACAGCUCAGCGGCAUCAUCGCUUGUGCACCUACCACUUCGGAACACCGCGCGCGGGAGCCAUCUCGAAGUGCCCGGCGCCAACAGAGCUGCGGCUUCCAGGCCGUCUGCUGGGUUCAGGCAGGGCAUUCGCGUAGCGGAACUUCCACAGACCUUCCGCGACGCCGUGCAGGUGACGCGCGGCCUAGGCGUGCGCUACCUCUGGAUCGACUCUCUAUGCAUUAUCCAGGAUGACCCGCAAGACUGGGGGGCCGAAUCCAAGCUGAUGGAGCAGGUCUUCAGCUCGGCAUAUGUGACCAUCUCGGCGAGCUGCUCCAGCGGCACCAACGACGGCUUCCUGAAACCGCGUCCCGACCGAACCUGCAUAACCGCAAAGGCGCUGGACGACGGCGGCUCCCUGUACUACCUCUGUGACGCCAUCGACGACUUCCAUCUUGACGUCGAGGAGGGCGACCUGAGCAAGAGAGCCUGGGUCUUGCAGGAGCGCGCCUUGUCGAGACGGACGAUAUACUUCUCCGAGAGACAGUCGUACUGGGAGUGUGGACAGGGUGUGAGAUGCGAAACCCUCACCAAAUUGAAAAACCAACGGGCCUCGAUCCUCGGCGACGCCAACUUCCCCCACUCGACCGACUCGUUCGUCAAGGGCAUGAAGAUUGAGCUGUAUCAAGGCCUAUACGAGCGCUUCUCGAACCUCCAAAUCACCUUCCCCAGCGACCGGCCCGUCGCCAUCAAGGGCCUCGAGACGCGCCUGCUGCGCACCUUUGGCACCACGGGCGGCUUCGGCAUCUUCGACAUAUAUCUACACCGUUUCCUUCUCUGGCAGCGCUCGGGCGGGCCGCUCAAGCGCAUCACCGUGUCCCACGGGCCCAAGGUGCCGUCCUGGUCGUGGAUGGCCUACACGGGCGGCAUCCGCUACCUCGAGGUCCCGUACGGGGGCGCCUUGUGGGAGAGCGACGUGGUUUCGCCCUUUAGCGACGGCGACGUCGAUGCGGGGGGGCCGGACGAAGGCGACACCGCCGAAGCAAAGGUCCCCGGGAUCAAGGCCGUCGCGUGGGACCUGGCCUCGGACAUGGCGGUCCUAACGACCAGGGGCGAGCGCGAGGCUGGGCGGGUGAUACUCGACGAACCAGGCUCGGAAAGGACGGGAGCGCACAAUCCAGAUGCGGAGCUGAAGUGCGUCGUGGUUGGAAGGAGCAAGCAGUGGCUGGAAAACGAGGAGCAGGUCCAUUAUGUUAUCGUCAUCACGGCCGUGACCACACCGGAGGGUUCUGCCAAGGUCUGGGAGCGGAUCGGGGUUGGUGUCUUGACCAGGGCCGACAUCUCGCUGGAGGGCCCCGCGACAGAUGUCAUGAUACAGUAA
Messenger RNA from Gaeumannomyces tritici R3-111a-1, 3177 nucleotides. RefSeq names its product serine/threonine protein kinase. The record is from RefSeq and is a predicted model, not a curated record. Gene Ontology annotation, molecular function: protein kinase activity; ATP binding. Gene Ontology annotation, biological process: protein phosphorylation. The coding region runs from base 1 to 3177 and encodes 1058 amino acids. The transcript has 4 exons. Lineage: Eukaryota; Fungi; Ascomycota; Sordariomycetes; Magnaporthales; Magnaporthaceae.